Messenger RNA from Cokeromyces recurvatus, 1182 nucleotides. Its product is annotated as GPI transamidase component-like protein. The record is from RefSeq and is a predicted model, not a curated record. Bases 1 to 1182 code for a protein of 393 amino acids. Gene Ontology annotation, cellular component: membrane; GPI-anchor transamidase complex. Lineage: Eukaryota; Fungi; Mucoromycota; Mucoromycetes; Mucorales; Mucoraceae. Gene Ontology annotation, biological process: attachment of GPI anchor to protein; protein localization to cell surface. The transcript is spliced from 6 exons.
AUGACAUUACUAAAGAGGACAAACCUCAUCUACAUUACAGCAUUUGCUAUUCGAUUAGCCAUGUUUAAUUUUCCUUCAGUCGCAAAUACACUCGCUGAUCGUAUUGAACUCUCAACUCCCAUUACAAGUUUUAAGCGAUUGACAGAAGGCAUUUAUUUAUAUAAUCAUAAUGUACCUCCUUAUGAUGGUGAUGCUUUCCAUCAGUUACCUUUAUUACUAUGCCUAUUUUCAUUCAUAAUGUCUUUUCCAUUUUCUAAUACAAUCCCCUUUUUGUAUAGUACAGUUGAUAUUAUUAUUGCAUAUGCGCUUUCUCGUAUCGCUCAACUCAAAGAAAAUACUACUAUUUCCCCUAGUACAGUAGCUGCACUUUAUCUCUUUAACCCUUUAACCAUCUUAUCUUGUGUAUCACGCUCAACCAUCAUCUUUACUAAUUUUAGUAUGGUCCUUAGUCUACUUAGUGCUCUUAAGGGACACAGCCAUCAAGCCAUGUUUUGGAUUGCCCUGGGUGCUUACCAAAGCCUUUAUCCCAUUAUGUUAGUUCCUGUUUUAAUCAUGAUAUUAAAUAACAAUAUAUCUAUCGUAGGCUCAUUUGUAGUCUAUCUGACUGGACUAUUUGCUAUGUCAAGGCUCUAUGUGGGGUCCUGGAGUUUUAUUCGAGCUACUUAUGGUAUCAUUUUAUUUUUAUCAGAUUUAACACCCAAUGUAGGCAUGUUUUGGUAUUUUUUUAUUGAAAUAUUUGAUCAAUUUCGAUCAUUUUUUAUGGUGGCAUUUCAGUUCCACAUGUUUAUCUUUACUGCACCCAUUUGCAUACGUCUAAGGAAACAACCCAUCUUUGCAAUGACGGUACUUUGUAGUAUUAUGGCAAUAUUUAAAAGUUAUCCAUCUGCCGGUGAUGCCGCCUUUUAUUUAUCACUAGUCUCUAUGCAUGAUGAACUUUUCAAAUAUUGCAGGUAUGGAUUUUUAGUUUCUAAUUUAUUCUUGUAUGCCUCUGUAUUGGCACCUAUUUUUUGGCAUUUAUGGAUUUAUGCAGGCAGUGGAAAUGCAAACUUCUUUUAUGCUAUUACAUUAGUUUAUAAUCUUGGACAAGUCUUACUGUUAAUUGAUUUAGUUUACGCUGCACUUCGAAGAGAAUUUGACUUGGAACAUCCUGAAUCCAUUGGAAAGUUAGUUAUUCAUAAAUAA